AUGGGUCGACAGAACAGUAUACAGGAUACUACCAAUAUAUGUAUCUGUUUGCGUUUGCCCAAAUAUCAACAAGUAACCGAUAGCUUUUUAUUGCACGCGCAAGUGCGAAUAGAGGGAAAGCAAAGUGCAGUUGUAUCCAUAAGGUUACAAGACAAGAGUUACCAAGUAUCAUUUUCUUCUCAUAUUCAUUCAACAACAGAUAAUUUGAUUACUAGUACUACCUCUAACGCCAUGAAAUUCACAUCUCUCGUCGGAAUCUUUGCUAUGCUUGUACCUACAAGCAGCGCUUCAGCCUUUGUUACUGGUGACUACUGUUGCACCCAGGGCGUCAACACAGAUCCCAGUACUGGAAGAGCGGCGUACUGUUGCCAGAGUGAUUUCAGCCCAAACAUUGGCUCUGGCUGCGACCAUAACCACAAUUACCCGAUUGGCCGCCAAAAGGUUGCCUUGUCAAGUGCCAAGUGCGGCCCUGAUGGAAUUGGAUACGUGGGUGAACAGCAUUGAAGAUUGGAGAUUGGAGGAUUGGGGUGUUUACGACGCGGUUUAGGGAUGCCCUGCGGAU
Messenger RNA from Bipolaris sorokiniana ND90Pr, 562 nucleotides. RefSeq lists its product as uncharacterized. The transcript is spliced from 5 exons. The coding region runs from base 1 to 504 and encodes 167 amino acids. Lineage: Eukaryota; Fungi; Ascomycota; Dothideomycetes; Pleosporales; Pleosporaceae. The record is from RefSeq and is a predicted model, not a curated record.